CCGUUUGACGGUCCCGGUGAAGCCGGCGAACGAAAUCCCGCACACACAAUUCAUACUGUCAACAAAGAAUCAAACUCGUCUGCCGAUUUAGAUCACUGCAUCUUCCUCGCAGCUCCCUCGGCGCAUCUAUCCUCGUUACACUGGUACCUGAGUUGCACCACCGUGGCGGUCCCUUUGUCUACCGACGACUUAUUGCUCCUUCGCGCUUAACAAGGCAUAUGUCAAUUAUAUUGGGAGCUCGUGUCAGUAACAAUCAGCAAUAGACUACCAAUUUUCAGAGGCGCGCAAUGUCCGUCGCCAUGCUCCACGCCCCGUCAAGAGCCUCCACCUCUUCAUCUUCUUCCUUUCAACCAGUUACCCGUCAGAACACAAUGUCUUCACAUGAUGGUCAGCGUUCAGUGCGGCAGUCAAAGCGGUACUCCGUGACCGCUUUGUACUUGUCCAUGUCUGCAAAAGAUAAGGAGCUGGAGAUUGAAGAUGACCUGGCAAAGGCUCAAAAAGUCCUUCGCGACCUGAAGGCGAAAAUUUCUUCCCAGUCGAAAAAGAACUUCGUUCUCGAAAAGGACGUGCGAUACCUUGACUCGAGAAUUGCCUUGCUAAUUCAGAAUCGCAUGGCUUUGGAGGAACAAAACGAGGUUGCCAGUCAUCUCGACGAAGCGGCCGAACUGCAAGAAGGCUUCUUCCCGAACGACGACAAGACACAAAAAUAUGGCAAUUUGCUGUUCCUGCUACAAUCAGAACCUAGACAUAUCGCACAUCUGUGUCGUCUGGUCACUAUGGCUGAGAUUGAUUCUCUACUUCAGACAGUCAUGUUCACGAUCUAUGGAAACCAAUAUGAGAGCAGAGAAGAACAUCUUCUCUUGACCAUGUUCCAAUCUGUGCUCACCUAUCAAUUCGACAACACUCCGGACUACUCCUCUCUUCUACGCGCCAACACUCCCGUUUCGCGAAUGAUGACCACGUAUACUCGUCGGGGUCCUGGCCAGAGUUACCUGAAAAUCGUCCUCGCAGGACAGAUCAAUAAUCUCAUUGAGACUAAGGACUUGGAUCUCGAGAUCAAUCCUCUCAAGGUUUAUGAAAAGAUGUGCAAGGACAUGGAAGAGAGCGAGGGCAAAUUGCCUCCAUCUCUUCCCCGUGGUGUCACUGCCGAAGAAGCUGCAGAUAACGUAACCGUUCAACAGAUCAUCGCACCACGCCUGACGCUACUCAUGGACAUUGCCAAUUCAUUCUUAACUACAAUUAUUAAGGGACUCGAGGAAACCCCUUAUGGCAUCCGAUGGAUCUGUAAGCAGAUCAGGAGUCUUUCAAAGAGGAAGUACCCCGAUGCACAGGACCAAACGAUCUGCACUCUUAUUGGCGGUUUCUUCUUCCUCCGAUUCAUCAAUCCAGCCAUCGUUACACCAAGGUCGUACAUGCUAAUUGACGGGACGCCUGCCGAGAACCCCAAGCGCACACUGACAUACGUUGCCAAGAUGCUGCAGAACCUGGCCAAUAAGCCAUCAUAUGCCAAAGAGCCCUACAUGAUUAAGCUGCAGCCAUUCAUUGAGCAAAACAAAGACCGUAUCAACAAGUUUCUUUUGGAUCUCUGUGAAGUACAAGACUUUUACGAGAGUCUAGAAAUGGACAAUUACGUGGCUUUGUCCAAGCGCGACCUUGAGCUCUCUAUUACUCUUAAUGAAGUGUACGCUACGCACUCAUUGCUGGAGCGCCACGUGGCUGUGCUAGCAAAAGAUGACAGCUCGCAUCUAGGUGUGCUUCUUCAGGAACUGGGCCCUGCACCUGCUCAGCUUCCGCGUAAGGAUAAUAGGGCCAUCAACCUGCCUCUAUUCAGCAAGUGGGAAUCUCCUCUCGAUGAUUGGACCGCUGCUCUCGAUAUCACACAGGAAGAGAUCUACUUCAUGGAGGCCAAAUCGACCUUUGUCAUGAUUCUCCGUUCGUUUCCUACCAACACGCCGGUCACUCGGAGACCACUCCGUCUGGACAAGAUAGCAGAGGCUGCUGCAACCACCAAGAACGACUCAGUCAUGGUCAAGAAAGGAAUUCGUACUAUGGAGCUGCUGAGCCAGCUUCAAGAGCUUGGUGUGAUCGACAAAGACGAUGGAUUUGCCCUGUUGCGCGACGAAGUGGAACAGGAGCUGGUUCAUCUUGGUUCGAUGAAGGAGAAGACAGUCGAAGAAACCAAGAAACUAGACGAGGUCUUCAGAACCAUUCGUGAUCACAACGCAUACCUCAUCGGUCAGCUAGAGACCUACAAGUCGUAUCUACACAACGUCCGAAGCCAAUCCGAAGGCAAGACUAGAAAGACGCAAAAGCAUCAAGUGCUCGGUCCGUACAAGUUCACACAUCAACAACUCGAAAAAGAAGGCGUCAUACAGAAAAGCAAUGUACCGGAGAACCGACGAGCCAACAUCUACUUCAAUUUUACCAGUCCUCUACCCGGUACAUUCGUCAUCAGUCUUCACUACAAAGGACGCAAUCGCGGUCUAUUAGAGUUGGAUCUAAAACUCGAUGAUCUUCUGGAAAUGCAGAAAGAUAACCAACAAGAUCUAGAUCUCGAAUAUGUCCAGUUCAAUGUGACAAAAGUUCUGGCCCUGCUCAACAAGAGGUUUGCGAGAAAAAAGGGCUGGUAAAUCAGCCUGGACCGACCAGAGACCCAUGCAGAGUGGCCAUACUGGGAGAGACAGAUCGUGUGAACAUGUCGCACACCAUGUCAGUGGCGGGAAUGUACAUGUAUUCAUUCAUUGUUACUGACGCAAAUUUGUUUGGAUUGGAUUGGAAGAUACCCAUGGGACAGGACACAAGAAACGAUAAUGGUGCAGCAUCUCCAGGUCAGUGGACUAAGCAUUGAAAC
Molecule: messenger RNA, 2851 nt
Organism: Pseudovirgaria hyperparasitica
Lineage: Eukaryota; Fungi; Ascomycota; Dothideomycetes; Acrospermales; Acrospermaceae
Product: Rho GTPase activation protein
Exons: 4
Coding region: 288-2630 (780 amino acids)
Biological process (GO): regulation of GTPase activity; regulation of actin cytoskeleton organization
Cellular component (GO): cell cortex
Molecular function (GO): GTPase activator activity; protein binding
Source: RefSeq, a predicted model, not a curated record